Messenger RNA from Panicum hallii, 732 nucleotides. RefSeq names its product protein MKS1-like. NCBI's taxonomy places the organism in Eukaryota, Viridiplantae, Streptophyta, Magnoliopsida, Poales, Poaceae. Gene Ontology annotation, cellular component: nucleus. The record is from RefSeq and is a predicted model, not a curated record. The transcript has a single exon. The coding region runs from base 1 to 732 and encodes 243 amino acids.
AUGAGCCCCACAUCGCCGCGGCAGCCCGGCGCCGGCGCCGGCGGGGCGCGGCACGCCGCCGCGUUCAAGGUCCACAGGGACUCCCACAGCAUACACAAGGCCACCUCGCCGCCCUCCUCGUCCUCCACCAACUCCUCCGUGUCGUCGUCCUCCAACGCCGUCGCCAUCACCAGCAGCAGCCACCGGCCGGCCCCGGCCCAGGCGCCCAGGCAGAGGCCGCCGCAGCCGCAGCAGCCGGUGAUCAUCUACACGCACUCGCCCAAGGUCAUCCGCACCAACCCGCGCGACUUCAUGUCCAUCGUGCAGAAGCUCACCGGCCUCGACAGCCCCGGCCCCGCCCGCGGCGCGCCCCUGGCGGCGGGCGCCAACGCGGGCCCGGCCGCCGCCGCCGCGCAGGACGAGUCGUCGUCCUCCUCGUCCGAGAGCUGCGCCAACGCCCACGCCGCGGGGCCGCCGCCGCCUCCCUACGCGGACUCGCAGCUGAUGCCCCAGCCGGCCCCGCCGCUGGACGCGCACUUCAUGGCGCCCGACAUCCCGCUGUUCGCGCCCGACGCGUCGGGCCUGCACCAGCUCUGCGCGCCGAGGGGGUUCUACGGCCAGUUCCCGCCGGUCGACGCCGCGGCGCUCGGCCCGGUGAUGGCGGCGGGCGUGAACAGCGCCGCCGGCAACGGUGGGGCCGUGUUCUCCCCGUCCAUGGUGGAGGCGAUGCGGACGUUUCCGGACUAUAAUUAG